AUGAAGAAAUCUAUACCUGUUGGUAGACGCACCAAAACUGUACAACCAUUAUGGGUGAAGUGGGACGAACUUGCACAGAAGAACGGUGUACGCCAUACUGUGUACUCUGUAAACGGUGACCAGUUUACGGGUGAAUGGUUCAACAAUAUGAAACACGGCAAAGGAACUUACAAAUGGAAAAGCUCUGGAAAUAUGUACGACGGAGAUUGGAGUUAUGAUAAAAGAAAUGGAUUUGGAACCCUAAGUAUUCUAGAUGGUCAUGGCGGUCUCCGGAAACAGUAUGCUGGUGGAUGGAAAAACAACAAAGCACAUGGAUAUGGUUCCCAUUUUUACAAUUCAGAUGAAUAUUAUGAAGGUGAAUGGUAUUGUGACAAAAGGAGUGGCUGGGGUCGGAUGUAUUAUGCUGAUGGCAGUAUUUAUGAAGGAGAAUGGUAUGAUGACAUGAGAAAUGGACAAGGCAUGUUACGGUUAGCAAAUGAAAACCGUUAUGAAGGUUUGUGGCAAAAAGACAUGAAAAACGGCCGAGGAAAGUUCUUCUUUCUUGACUCUGGCCAAUUGUAUGAAGGUGUUUGGGUUGAUGACAUACCAAAAUGUGGAACAAUGAUUGAUUUCAGUAGAGACAGUGCUCCUUACCCUACUAAAUAUCCUAUACCUCAGGUUGAAGUGAAAAAUUCCGAUUCCAUUCUUAUUGCUUCUGAAAAAAGCUUUCUACCCGAAUAUGAAUAACACUGAGGACAUUUUCUUAUUUAUACUGUAAUUUAAACAUCACAUUAAAACUGCAUGUACACACACACACACGUGCGUGCACAUGUGCACGUACACACAUACAUACACACUCACACAUCUGAAUAUACAAAUAAGAAAUAAAAGUACUCAAUACAAAUGAGUAUAUAUAUAUAUCUUUAUAUAUAAAACAUGUUUAGUGAUCUGCUAAAAUGCAUGAUAAGUUACCAAACAAUUUGGGGCUUAAUAUUUGAUUCACAUUAUACUCCCAUAUUCCUAAAAUGCAUUCUGGCAUGAAUCAAGUGGCAUGAAUCUGGAUUCAGGUUAUAAUGUAGAAAAAGAAGCCACAUAUGGUGGAAAUAAUAACAGAAAAAUAAUGA
This is a messenger RNA of Octopus bimaculoides (California two-spot octopus), 1103 nucleotides long. RefSeq names its product MORN repeat-containing protein 3. The record is from RefSeq and is a predicted model, not a curated record. NCBI's taxonomy places the organism in Eukaryota, Metazoa, Mollusca, Cephalopoda, Octopoda, Octopodidae.